AUGAAAACAAAUAUGGACGUUUUUUAUAAUUCGGAUGACGAGAAAAUUGGUACACAAAAAUCUGAUUACGUUUUAUCGGAACAAAUUUUAGAUUCGUCAAUUUUUAUCAAGUUAACUUCAAUUAUACUGAUAAGGGCGGGUUUGUUUUUAUCACACGUGAGUUCGGUACCGAGUAGCAACAUACAAACAUUAAUUUUUCAAAACAUUAUUGAUUUAUCGGUGAACACUGUCGUGUACGGUAUAAUUGGAUACCUGUUCGCUUACGGUGACGAUUACGGGGGUUUCAUAGGUUUGGAUAGUUUUUUAAGUGAUAAAAGUGAUAAGAAUAAUUUUGCUGAGGGUUGGAUAAUAAUAGUUGCCGUAUCCGGAUUACUCAUUGUCGCCAUAGGUGACAGAAUAUCAUUUUUCGCGAGUUUCAUAUUGAACCUGUUGAUAUCCGGUGCCGUUUUCCCCAUACUAAUACAUUGGAUCCUAUCGAGUUCGGGAUGGAUGAGAGGUUUUGUUUUCAACAAAGUCAAAGUUUCAUACAAAGACUACAGUUACGGAUGUUUAAUACACAUGUCCGGCGGUUUUCUUUCCUGUCUGAGCAUGCUCGUAAUGAACAAGAGGAUAAUGAGGUUCAAAGACAUGGAUAUAUGUUCGAUACCCGAUAACGGACCGAGCCUGACCCUUUUCGGUAAUUUUUUAAUGCUCGUUGGAUUUUUCGGUAUAAGCAUACCGACGGAAAAUUAUUUGCUCGGACAUUUAGAAUAUAAUUUUUACGGUAUAGUUUUAACGAACAUGUUAUUAUCGGCGUUCGGUUCUAUGGCCACGGCUCUUUUACUCACGUUCACGUGUCCCUGCGAACCUUUACACAAAUGGACGGGUAUGAGAUCGAUGCAGGCGAGCAUGGCGGGUGUCGCCGUUAUAGCAUCGGGUGCGGAUGUGUAUUACCCGAUGGCUGCUUUACUCAUCGGUCUUUGCAACGGUGGAAUUUAUUUUUUCGUUUCUUUCAUGAUAAAUAAUUCCCCCAUAGAAGAUUAUUCGAACGUGAUCGCGUGUCAUUUGGUGAGCGGGUUCAUCGGUACCCUUUUACCACCCGUUUUCGGUAUAAGAGAAGGUUUCAGUUCGAACAUUUAUUUUAAUUUUUUUCAUUUUAUAUGGCAACUCAUUUGUAAUUUCAUCAUAAUGAGUUUUAUCUUUAUCGUAUUCCUACCGAUAAUGGCACUAUUGGAUUACGGUUCGAUUUUGAGAUCUUGGGACGAAGAUAUUAAUCAUCGGAGAGCUAUGUUCGCAUCGAAAAGAAUGAAAAACGAUCCGAGUUUACCACAAACGAGCAAUCAUCGAACAUCGAUACAAAAUACGACGACGACGACGACAAACGCUCCCAAAUCAUCUCAAAAUAAAACUCAUACUAAAGAACGUUCUAAAAAUAAAGAUGUCACGAUUCAACAAGAAAACGUCGACGUUUUAUUCGAUAAAUCCGUCAUUUCGAACGCUACCGAUAAAGAGUUAAAAAGAUCAGCGAACGUCGUCGUUUGCGACGACGAUGACGUCGACGACGAUCUAAUACCUUGUUCUUCGAAUUUAAAAGACGGUAAUGCAUCCGAAAUAGAAAAUUACGAACAAAAAGACGAAGAGCUCGCAAUUAAUUACGUCGUCAAUUCGAAACCCGUCACGUUUUUCGAAGAAAUCGAUUUAAAUUCGAGGGAAAAUAGUCAGGUCGUGUUGAAAAAUUGCGGUGACACAUUCGAAAACGAAAAAUUUUUCGACAUACGACUCGUUAAAAGCAUAAAAAACAUAUCGGAUUCGAAAUUAUUUCAAAAAUUCAAAGGUAAUUGGUCUGCACCUAAAAAAAGAACGAGUUGGAACAAGGAGAGAAACGUUAAAUUCGGAUCAAUGUCGAACGUUUGGAUACCCGGAGUUAACGAUAUCACGUUCGAAACGCAAGUUUAA
Messenger RNA from Pediculus humanus corporis (human body louse), 1935 nucleotides. Its product is annotated as ammonium transporter, putative. The transcript has a single exon. Lineage: Eukaryota; Metazoa; Arthropoda; Insecta; Psocodea; Pediculidae. The coding region runs from base 1 to 1935 and encodes 644 amino acids. The record is from RefSeq and is a predicted model, not a curated record. Gene Ontology annotation, cellular component: membrane. Gene Ontology annotation, molecular function: ammonium channel activity. Gene Ontology annotation, biological process: ammonium homeostasis; ammonium transmembrane transport.